Alligator mississippiensis (American alligator) is the source of this 4416-nucleotide messenger RNA. RefSeq names its product coiled-coil domain containing 171 (gene CCDC171). Lineage: Eukaryota; Metazoa; Chordata; Crocodylia; Alligatoridae. The coding region runs from base 318 to 4334 and encodes 1338 amino acids. The transcript is spliced from 26 exons. The record is from RefSeq and is a predicted model, not a curated record.
UGUUGCGCGCUUGUUACCGGAAACGGCAGUUGCCAACCUCUCCGGUUGGCUGCGGAGGAGCGGCUUGGCUCGCCAAGACCCACCGGCCGCCGCCCGGUCCUAGUGCCGGCCUUUCACCAGGCUCCGGGUGAUCUGCUCUGAUGCCCUCCCACAGCCCCCUCAGCAGGGGCCGGGAGGCCCCGGUGAGGUUUUAAUGUACUGAUAUGAUGUGGGGAAGAAUCUUCUUUGAAAUUUCUUGAUUCCUGUAAAAUAAUUUUACUAUCAAAGACUAUUCAUUAUCCCGAGAACAUAGAUUAGAAGGCUGGAAAGUGGUAGUCAUGAGUUCCUCCUCUCCAAUCAAUCACAGUGUUCCUGAGAUCAAACGCUUGCAAUACGUCCAGAGUGAAUUGAGAUUAUUACAGAAUACCAGUGAAUUGGAUUUGGACACUGUGGAAGAUCUAAGGAGGAAACUCUACCAAGCCAAAAAAGAAAAACUGGACAUAACGACCAAACAUAAUCAAGAUCUGUCUAAUUAUGAAAGCCAGAUUGCCAAGUUACGAUGUGAAGUUGAGAAAGGAGAAGCUGUUCGACAAGGUCUAGAGUAUGAACUAGCUAUUGCUAGAAAGGAUGCUGGUCUUGAAAGAUACUCUGCAGAAGAAAAGUUAAAUGAAGCAAGCAAACGACUUGAACAAUUGCAAGCAAUUAAUGCAGAGCUUCAAAAGAAAGUGACAGAGACUGAGAGAGCCUUUCAUAUUGCUCAGCAGAAGUGGAAAGAGCAUCAGCAGAGACUUGCAGCUGACUUAGAGGAGAAAGAUAAAAUCCUCAAGACCUGUAACAGUGAAUAUGAAUUGCUUCUGAAGGAGAGGACUAAAUUGGAAAGUGUGCUACAGCAAGACUGUAUCUGUAUCAAGGAAACUAUGGAGCAUCACAAAGAGCAAAGGAAUAUGAUGGAAUCACAGAUCAGGGAGACUACAUUUAAGGAGUUUAGGUUUCAGUCAGAACAGUGGGAAGCAGAAAGAAGAGACUUCCAGAUCAUGUUGCAGGAGCGAAAUAAUGCAGUACAGAGUAUGCGCAAGAAAAUAAAAGACCUAGAAUUGGAACAUAAUGACUGCCCUGAGAUCCUGCGGCAACAAGCCAGUGAGCUUGAAUACAGCGCAGAACGAGAGGAGAAACUUAAAAAAGAACUUGAGGCAGCUACAGUGAGAAUAAAGACAUUAGAAGAAAAUAUUGAAGCAGAGAGAGCAGCACAUCUGGAAUCCAAAUUCAAUUCUGAAAUCAUUCAGUUAAGGGUUCGAGACCUUGAAGGGGCUUUGCAAGUGGAAAAAGCCAGCCAAGCAGAAGUUCUCUCAGAUUUAGAAAUGAUCAAGAAAGAGUUCAAAGAGGUAGAAAAUGCAUAUGAGAGAGAGAGACAUAAUGCCCAAAAGAGCUUGGAAAAACUCAAUAAGUUAGAAAGAGAGUACUUUUCUACAAACAAGCAACUAAAUGAAGAGAUCAAGGAAAAGAAGAAAGUAAUUACAGACCUCUCUGUGAGACUUCAGGAUAAUGAAAAACAUUGCCAAGAAUUACAGGAAGAUCUUGCAAUGGCCAAGAAACACCAGUCCUUCUUAACAGAGACAUGUGAAAACAACCUAAGAGAGCUCGAGUUACUCUUGGACAGCUUUACUAUGUCAAGCCAGCGGACAGCAGGCACUUGCAAGGACAAAGAUAAACCUCCAAGCCUCUCUGUUGUCCUUGAGACUUUGAGGCAUACCUUGACAGAUUACCAGAACAAGCUGGAAGACUCAUCUAAUGAGCUAAAAAAAAUUAAAGCUUCUUGUGAAAAGAUGACAGAAGAGCUUGAUUCAUUCAAACAGAAAUUAGGGUCUCAAAGUCGAGACCUUGAGGAAGCUUGGAAUAACCUGACUGAUGCCAAUAAAGAGUUAAAUCAUUUGCGCACUAAGUGUGCAGACAGAGAGUCUUUAAUAGGCACUUUAAAAAUGGAACUACAGAAUGUACUGCACUGCUGGGAGAAAGAGAAAGUGCGCGCCACAGAUUCUGAAAAUGAAAUCCAGAAGCUUACCAGGGCUUACCAGAAGGAUACAGAGGAGAAGCUAACCUUCCUUCACACUUUAUAUCAGCAUUUGGUAGCAGGCUGUGUGCUUAUAAAACAACCAGGAGGCAUGCUGGAUAAAUUCUCCUGGCCUGAGCUUUGUGCAGUCUUACAGGAGAAUGUUGAUGCCCUGAUCUUAGACCUCAACAGGGCUAAUGAGAAGAUAACUCAUCUAGAAUAUAUUUGUAAGAAUAAGUCUGAUACCAUGAAGGAGCUUCAGCAGACACAGGAAGACACUUUUAACAAAAUGGCUGAACAGAUGAAAGCACAAGAAAGCUGUUGGCAGAGACAGAAAAAGGAGUUGGAGCAGCAGUACUCUGGACUCCUUGGGGAAGUUCAGGCAAGGGCACAGAAAUAUCAAGAAAUGGCAGAAAAAAACAAGGAAAAAAUUUCUGUGAUUGAAAACGUGCGGGAGAAGUUGGUCCUUGAACAUUCCCACUUGAAAAGUACGUUAACCCAGGCUCAAAAGGACUGCUCAUCUCUGCUUGCAGCCUGCGCACUAAUGGCUGGUGCCUUCUAUCCUCUAUACAGCCGAACUUGUGCCUUGUCUACACAAAGAGACUUUCUGCAGGAUCAAGUCCACACCUAUGAAGCACUCAACCAGGAAAUUAGGACUCUUGUUUAUGCUUUGUCUGGAAUAGAGGAAAAGAAGCAAGAUGAACUGAAGAUAAAGAAAAAACACUUCAAAGGCAUGAUAUGUGUAUUCCGGAAAGGUGUUAUUGCAGUUCUGGCAGCAAACAGGCUUCAAAUUUUGGGACAGUCAUGUAGUUCUCUUUUCUCCUGGGUAGAUGGUUUCAGAGAAGGUGUAGGAAUCCUUGUUUGCAUAGGACAGUCCAAGGACAAGUUUGAUCUGCCAAAACCUCAAAAGGAACAGUUGCGUUGCCUUGAAGCUCUCAGCUGGUUUGCGAGUUCUGACCUCCUUGCUGCAAUAAUAACUUCUGUUGCUGAAUUACAGGAAGUUGUUGGCAAAACAGAUCCAAAUUCCUGGCUUUGUGGGCCCUUACUCAUCAGUGCAGCCAGGAAUUCUUUUUCAAAGCUCAUGGACAAAUUUAACAUAAUAAUGGAGACUAUACAACUGGAUAACAGCAGGAGCAUUACUCAUAUAGAGAAGGACUCCUUGGUGCAGAGACUAGCUCGUGGACUUCAUAAAAUAAAUGCACAGGCCCUGAAAGCUGGAUUAAAUGAAAGAGUACCCAUUACGAAAAGCAUAGCAUCUCUGCAGAAGCAAAUAUUUGAAUUUACACAAAGGCUGCAUACAGCAGAAGUGGAACGUCGUUCACUCCGCUUAGAACUUGCAGAAUUCAAACGGAAUUUGAAUGAGAUGAAAAAAGAGGCUGACAAAGCCCAGAACCUGCAAGAGCAAUUAAAUGCGUUUAAGCAAUCUAAACUGAUCACCCAUGAGAGGUUUGAAAGUGCAUGUGAGGAAUUGAAUAAUGCAUUACAUCGAGAGCAGCAGGCACAAAUGCUUUUGCAUGAGCAGGCGCAACAGCUGCAAGAGUUAAAUUACAAACUAGAAUUGCACUCCAGAGAAGAAGCAGACAAAAACCAAAUCCUAAGUGAAGCUGUAAAGAGUCUCUCCGAGGCAAAGAUGGAGCUGAGAAGAAAAGAUCAAUCUCUGCGUCAGCUCAAUAGACAUCUUACCCAGCUGGAGCAGGACAAGCGUCGACUAGAAGAGAGCAUCCAUGAUGCAGAGAGUGCCCUCCGCAUGGCAGCAAAAGAUAAAGAAUUAAUUGCUAGUUACAUGAAAUCAGUGGAAGCCAACCUUCAAAAGGUCAGAGAUCAGAUCUCGCUGUCACGGACUGCGGCAACCAGGAAUGACUUCACCCUGCAGCUACCCAAACUGCACCUGGAGACCUUUGCAAUGGAAGGGCUGAAGGGCGGGCCAGAGGUUGUAGCAUUUCAGGCUAUGGUUAAGAGUUUUAUGAAUGUCUACCAACUUGCAAGCUCCAGAGUUGCUACACUAGAGAGAGAAAUAGCAUCUCAUCGACAUCACAUUACAGUUCUGAAAUCAGAGCUCCAAACAGCUUGUCUUCGUGAAAAUGAAAGCUUACAAUCAAGUUCACAAGACAGUUCAAACAUCACCAUGGCUUCCAGAUCAGUGCUUCAGCCUGAUCAGAGCUGUAUUCCAGAUUUCUUGCCAUUGCAAGCUGAGCCAGAUACAUCGUACAGCUUUACACACAAUAGACCCCCUUCUCAAUCUUCAUCCUUUUCCUCUUCCCUGAAUGUCUUGGCUAGCCCCAAAAGGACUGUACAGAAUGGAUUUUAAGAUUCUUUGUGCUGUAUUACUAAAAGAACAGGUUGUAUCAACAUUAAAUGAUGCAAUUAAAAUAUUUUAUUGGGAUAUUUUA